This is a messenger RNA of Myotis myotis, 6868 nucleotides long. RefSeq names its product lysine demethylase 5A (gene KDM5A). The transcript is spliced from 28 exons. The record is from RefSeq and is a predicted model, not a curated record. Gene Ontology annotation, biological process: chromatin remodeling. NCBI's taxonomy places the organism in Eukaryota, Metazoa, Chordata, Mammalia, Chiroptera, Vespertilionidae. Gene Ontology annotation, cellular component: nucleus. Bases 419 to 5491 code for a protein of 1690 amino acids. Gene Ontology annotation, molecular function: DNA binding; histone demethylase activity.
UGCUUCCCCCACCCCCCAGGAGAGAUCAUGGAACCUCCCAGGUGUGCCGGUUGAAGUCGUAGGACAGCGCGGAGCUUUCACGGACGAGGAGACCAGGAACAACACUGAACUGCCGGGAAAGGGAGGAAGAAGGAAGGUCGUAGGACGAGGCGUCGUGCUGCUGCGGAGGGAUUCUGUUCUUGGCGUGGCGGAGGGAUUUGACAGCACGUUCACUUCCGGAAAAGUCCCAGCUCUGUGAGGCGAAGCCCCGAAGGAAACAAUAACAAACGAAGGAGGAAGCGAUUCUGCGGUUCCUGUGUUGAGCCGUUCUGGUCCCAGAAGAUGCGCUUCGGCCCCCGUCAGGGGACGUGAGAGAGUUCGGUGGGCUUCAGCCAGCCUUCGCCCACCUGCUGCCCCGCGGGGCCCCCUGGGCUUGGCCAUGGCGGGCGCGGGGCCGGGGGGCUACGCGGCCGAGUUCGUGCCGCCGCCGGAGUGCCCGGUCUUUGAGCCGAGCUGGGAAGAGUUCACCGACCCGCUCAGCUUUAUCGGCCGCAUCCGGCCUCUGGCGGAGAAAACCGGCAUCUGCAAAAUUCGACCGCCCAAGGAUUGGCAACCUCCAUUUGCAUGUGAAGUAAAAAGCUUUCGUUUCACACCCAGAGUCCAGCGCCUGAAUGAACUUGAAGCAAUGACGAGAGUGAGACUGGACUUUUUGGAUCAACUAGCAAAAUUUUGGGAACUUCAAGGAUCUACUUUGAAGAUCCCUGUGGUAGAGAGAAAAAUCCUGGAUCUGUAUGCUUUGAGCAAGAUUGUUGCCAGCAAAGGAGGUUUUGAAAUGGUCACCAAAGAAAAGAAAUGGUCUAAAGUGGGUAGCCGCUUGGGAUAUCUCCCAGGAAAAGGAACUGGGUCUCUUUUAAAGUCACACUAUGAAAGAAUUCUCUACCCAUAUGAGCUUUUCCAGUCUGGUGUCAGCCUUAUGGGUGUACAAAUGCCUAAUUUAGAUCUUAAGGAAAAAGUGGAGCCUGAGGUUCUUGGCACUGAAGUCCAAACUUCCCCAGAGCCGGGCACAAGAAUGAAUAUUCUGCCAAAGAGAACAAGACGUGUCAAGUCUCAGUCAGAAUCUGGAGAUGUGAAUAGAAACACAGAACUGAAGAAACUUCGAAUUUUUGGGGCUGGGCCUAAGGUCGUGGGCCUGGCAAUGGGAGCAAAAGAUAAAGAAGAUGAGGUCUCCCGAAGACGAAAAGUUACCAACAGGUCAGACGCAUUUAACAUGCAAAUGAGACAACGGAAAGGAACUCUCUCUGUUAACUUUGUUGAUCUCUAUGUUUGUAUGUUUUGUGGUCGGGGAAAUAAUGAAGAUAAAUUGCUUUUGUGUGAUGGAUGUGAUGACAGCUAUCAUACAUUUUGUUUAAUUCCCCCACUACCUGAUGUGCCCAAAGGAGAUUGGAGGUGUCCUAAAUGCGUUGCUGAGGAAUGUAAUAAACCUCGAGAAGCCUUUGGAUUUGAACAAGCUGUACGAGAGUAUACACUUCAGAGCUUUGGAGAGAUGGCAGAUAAUUUUAAGUCUGACUAUUUCAAUAUGCCAGUCCAUAUGGUUCCCACAGAACUAGUAGAAAAGGAAUUUUGGCGGCUGGUGAGCAGCAUUGAAGAAGAUGUUAUUGUAGAGUAUGGAGCUGAUAUUUCCUCAAAAGACUUUGGAAGUGGAUUUCCUGUAAAGGAUGGUCGGAGAAAGAUGCUGCCAGAAGAAGAGGAAUACGCACUUUCUGGUUGGAACUUGAAUAACAUGCCUGUCCUAGAGCAGUCUGUUCUUGCACAUAUUAAUGUAGACAUCUCAGGUAUGAAAGUACCAUGGCUCUAUGUGGGAAUGUGUUUCUCUUCUUUUUGCUGGCACAUUGAAGAUCACUGGAGUUAUUCCAUCAAUUAUUUGCAUUGGGGGGAGCCAAAGACAUGGUAUGGUGUACCAUCUCAUGCUGCAGAGCAACUGGAGGAGGUGAUGAGGGAGCUGGCUCCUGAGUUAUUUGAAUCUCAGCCUGAUCUUCUACAUCAGUUAGUCACCAUCAUGAACCCCAAUGUAUUAAUGGAGCAUGGUGUACCCGUGUACAGGACCAAUCAGUGUGCUGGAGAGUUUGUUGUGACGUUUCCUCGUGCCUAUCAUUCUGGAUUUAAUCAGGGCUACAACUUCGCUGAAGCUGUGAACUUCUGUACUGCUGACUGGUUGCCCAUUGGGCGUCAGUGUGUCAAUCAUUACCGACGGCUAAGGCGCCAUUGUGUCUUUUCACACGAGGAACUCAUUUUCAAAAUGGCAGCAGAUCCAGAAUGCUUAGAUGUGGGGCUGGCUGCAAUGGUGUGCAAAGAAUUGACUCUGAUGACUGAAGAAGAGACACGAUUAAGAGAGUCUGUUGUACAAAUGGGUGUCCUGAUGUCAGAAGAAGAAGUGUUUGAACUUGUUCCUGAUGAUGAGCGACAGUGUUCAGCAUGCAAAACCACAUGUUUUCUCUCUGCUCUCACGUGCUCCUGUAAUCCUGAGCGGCUUGUGUGUUUGUACCAUCCAACUGAUCUGUGCCCCUGUCCCAUGCAGAAGAAAUGUCUUAGAUAUCGCUACCCAUUAGAGGACCUCCCUUCUCUGCUAUAUGGUGUGAAAGUCAGGGCACAGUCCUAUGACACUUGGGUCAGUCGAGUUACUGAAGCAUUAUCUGCCAACUUCAACCACAAGAAAGAUUUGAUUGAAUUACGAGUAAUGCUGGAAGAUGCUGAGGAUAGGAAAUACCCAGAGAAUGAUCUCUUUAGAAAACUCAGGGAUGCUGUAAAAGAGGCUGAGACCUGUGCUUCUGUGGCUCAACUGCUUCUAAGCAAAAAGCAGAAACACAGGCAGAGCCCUGAUUGUGGGAGGACUCGGACCAAACUGACAGUGGAAGAAUUGAAGGCCUUUGUCCAACAACUUUUUAGUCUUCCAUGUGUCAUCAGCCAAGCUCGACAAGUAAAGAAUCUGCUGGAGGAUGUAGAAGAGUUUCAUGAACGUGCUCAAGAGGCCAUGAUGGAUGAAACCCCAGAUUCUUCUAAACUCCAGAUGUUGAUAGACAUGGGCUCUAGUCUCUAUGUGGAGCUACCUGAAUUAGCCCGCCUAAAGCAAGAGCUACAGCAGGCUCGAUGGUUGGAUGAAGUAAGACUGACUCUAUCAGAUCCACAGCAAGUCACAUUGGAUGUCAUGAAGAAAUUGAUAGACUCUGGGGUGGGGUUGGCUCCCCACCAUGCUGUGGAGAAAGCAAUGGCUGAACUACAGGAGCUCCUUACAGUCUCUGAGCGAUGGGAAGAAAAGGCUAAGGUCUGCCUACAGGCAAGACCACGGCACAGCGUGGCAAGUUUAGAAAGCAUUGUGAAUGAAGCUAAGAACAUUCCAGCCUUUCUACCCAAUGUGCUGUCCCUGAAAGAAGCCUUACAGAAGGCUCGAGAAUGGACAACUAAAGUGGAAGCUAUUCAGAGUGGCAGCAACUAUGCUUACUUGGAGCAGCUGGAGAGUUUAUCUGCUAAAGGGCGUCCUAUCCCUGUGCGUCUUGAUGCAUUGCCCCAGGUAGAAUCACAAGUAGCAGCAGCUCGGGCGUGGAGAGAACGGACUGGGCGGACCUUUCUUAAGAAGAAUUCUAGCCAUACAUUGUUACAGGUGCUAAGUCCCCGAACUGACAUUGGUAUAUAUGGGACUGGUAAAAACAGAAGGAAAAAAGUAAAAGAACUAAUAGAAAAAGAAAAAGAAAAGGAUCUGGACCAUGAGCCUCUGAGUGAUCUGGAGGAAGGAUUGGAGGAAACCAGAGAUACAGCCAUGGUGGUGGCAGUUUUCAAAGAACGUGAGCAAAAAGAGAUUGAAGCCAUGCAUUCCCUCAGAGCAGCCAAUCUAGCCAAGAUGACAAUGGUGGACCGCAUAGAAGAAGUAAAAUUUUGCAUUUGCCGCAAGACAGCCAGUGGAUUUAUGCUGCAGUGUGAGCUCUGCAAAGACUGGUUCCAUAAUAGCUGUGUUCCCCUGCCUAAGUCAAGUACCCAGAAAAAAGGGUCUAGUUGGCAGGCUAAGGAAGUAAAAUUCCUUUGCCCUCUUUGUAUGCGCUCUCGAAGGCCAAGGCUAGAGACUAUUCUGUCACUCCUAGUAUCCCUUCAGAAGUUGCCUGUACGGUUGCCUGAAGGAGAAGCCCUACAGUGUUUGACAGAACGUGCUAUGAGUUGGCAGGAUAGAGCCCGGCAGGCUCUAGCCACAGAUGAACUGUCUUCUGCCCUGGCCAAACUAUCUGUGUUGAGCCAGCGUAUGGUGGAGCAGGCAGCUCGAGAAAAAACUGAAAAGAUCAUCAGUGCAGAACUCCAAAAAGCAGCUGCCAAUCCAGAUUUACAGGGACACUUACCUACUUUCCAACAGUCUGCUUUUAACCGGGUGGUGAGCAGUGUAUCUUCUUCCCCUCGACAAACAAUGGAUUAUGAUGAUGAAGAAACAGAUUCUGAUGAAGACAUUCGGGAGACAUAUGGCUAUGACAUGAAGGACACAGCCAGUGUAAAGUCCUCCAGUAGUCUGGAACCCAAUCUUUUUUGUGAUGAAGAGAUUCCCAUCAAGUCUGAGGAGGUGGUCACUCACAUGUGGACAGCUCCCUCAUUCUGUGCAGAACAUGCUUAUUCUUCUGCUUCUAAGAGUUGUUCUCAAGGUUCUAGCACCCCAAGGAAACAGCCACGGAAGAGCCCUUUGGUGCCCCGAAGUUUAGAACCUCCAGUGUUGGAGUUGUCACCUGGGGCUAAAGCCCAGCUGGAAGAACUUAUGAUGAUUGGAGAUCUCCUGGAAGUAUCUCUAGAUGAAACUCAACACAUAUGGCGGAUUUUGCAGGCCACACACCCACCCUCUGAAGACAGAUUCCUGCAUAUCAUGGAGGAUGACAGCAUGGAGGAGAAACCAUUAAAAAUAAAAGGAAAGGACUCUUCAGAGAAGAAAAGGAAACGGAAGCUAGAAAAGGUAGAACAACUUUUUGGAGAAGGAAAACAGAAGUCCAAAGAGUUAAAGAAAAUGGAUAAACCUAAAAAGAAGAAAUUAAAAUUAAGUGCAGAAAAAGCAAAGGAGCUGAACAAACUGGCCAAGAAACUAGCAAAAGAAGAAGAGAGAAAGAAAAAGAAGGAGAAGGCUGCUGCAGCCAAAGUUGAACUUGUGAAAGAGAAUACUGAGAAGAAGAGAGAAAGAAAAGUGCUGGACAUCCCCUCAAAGUAUGACUGGUCAGGAGCAGAGGAAUCUGAUGAUGAGAAUGCCGUGUGUGCAGCACAAAACUGUCAAAGGCCUUGCAAGGAUAAGGUAGACUGGGUACAAUGUGAUGGUGGCUGUGAUGAGUGGUUUCAUCAAGUCUGUGUGGGAGUAUCUCCAGAAAUGGCUGAAAAUGAAGAUUACAUCUGUAUAAACUGUGCAAAGAAGCAGGGGCCAGAUAGCCCAGGUCAAGCACCAGCUCCUUCCUUCAUAAUGAGCUACAAACUACCGAUGGAUGAUCUUAAGGAGACCAGUUAGCAUAUACUAAGUUAGUUUGGGACAUGGGGAAAAUGGACCACAUUAAGAUCUUAGUCAUAAAAUUGAGUGGAUUAGAUCCACUCACAAUGUUGCUUCCAAAGACGAAUGGCCUUCAGAGAAAGUCCUUAUAGCUGACUUCUCUUUGCAUGGACUGUGUGAUCUACAUUCUCUAUCAACACGUCUGUGCAGAGGGUGUCUUCUUUGGUACAGCAGCCAAUGUUUCAGUUCAUGUCUCUGUUGAGUAUGGUUUGUUACAUUAAGGCCAGACAUUUGAUUGAUCUCCAGGGUGGUUGGUGUGCCAUCAGGGAAUGCAAGAUGUGUCUUAUGGCCAGUUGGUAUUAGAGGUUUAUGACAUAGAGGCAGCACCAUCUGAGGUGCUGAUUAUGUGGCUCUCUUUGUUAGGAUAGUUACAGAGGAGUCAGAGUACCACUUUCCCCACUAUUACCUGGCAUUUAGGGUCCUACAAAUACAACUAGGAGAGGAACAGGGCCAGAGCUAACUCCUGUUAGAAGUCAUGGGAUGGUAGCACAGUCUAGACCUCAGCUACUUGUGCUUGUUUGUACCAAGAAGAAAACCCCAAGUGAGAGGCAGAUCACCUUACCUUCCCAAGGAGGAUGUCUUGUAGUUCAGAAAUCUGACUAGAUUGUAUUCCGGGAAGAAGAGCUUUUCUUAUUUCAAGGCAAGGAGCCUUUUGUUUGCUUAGAGAAGUCUUGCUGUCUUGGGUCUAUAUUUUAGAGCAGAGAAGGUCCAUGGAUCCAGACUUCUGCAAAAGAAAAGAAGACAAGUUAAUGUUUUACUGAGCCACAGGGAUGCAUGCUUUUGGGGGAAACCUUCAUUCACAAGUAUACUAGAUACCACCAGGCUUCAGGCAUGGCCAUGAACAAGACCAGCAAAUAACAUUUUGCCUUGCAGCCCCGAUGCCAAUGUCUGCUGUUUCCAAUAUUGACAAUUUCUGAUUGUGGUCCACACCAGAUGCUGUUGAAUAACACCAUGGCUUCAUCAGAGGAUGUGGGAUUGUAGGACCUCUGGGUGAUGAAGUUGUUUUAGUAAAUCCAUUUUUUUAAAAAGAAAAAAGGACUUGUUUUUACUUUUUUCUAAAUGUCUCUGACUACUGACUGUUCUAUAAAUAGAUUAUUUUUCCUUUUUUAAUAUACAUAUAUGAAUAUAUAAAUAUAUAUAUAUUUACUGUUACCAGCAGCAUAUGACAGAGUUCCUGUGUCAGAAAUCCUUUUGGGGGCUUGCUUACUCUUUUUUGCUUUUUCAUAAAGAAGUCCCAUUCCUCCUUGUAGUACAAGGAGUUAGCACUUCCUUGUCCAUCCUAGCCUAACCAGAUCUUCCAUUUUGUUUUUGUUCAAAUAAAUAAUUAUAUUUCCUUUG